Molecule: messenger RNA, 1539 nt
Organism: Trichoderma harzianum CBS 226.95
Lineage: Eukaryota; Fungi; Ascomycota; Sordariomycetes; Hypocreales; Hypocreaceae
Exons: 6
Coding region: 1-1539 (512 amino acids)
Biological process (GO): transmembrane transport
Cellular component (GO): membrane
Molecular function (GO): transmembrane transporter activity
Source: RefSeq, a predicted model, not a curated record
AUGACGCCGUCGACAGGGAGCUCGGUGAGGGAGGACCUGGACCGCACGCGGUCGCAAAACGGCUACGGCGUAUCAGACGAGCAGCGCGGCGAGAAGGCGUUAGAAGCUGGCCAGCCGGAGACGGAUCCGUACGAGGUUGGCUGGGAUGAUGGGGAUAACGAUCCGUUAUGUCCUCGGAGCUUUAACAAGGCGCGCAAGUGGCUGAUUGUGCUUAUUUGUGCGGGUGGCAGUCUUACAGUGACAUGCGCCAGCUCGAUAUACACCUCGACUUACGCGCAGAUGGAAGCCGAAUUCCACAACGUGCGUGAGAUUUCCGACCUCGGCCUAUCGACGUUCGUCCUGGGCAUCGCCAUUGGGCCCAUGCUGCUGAGUCCCCUGAGCGAGUUCUAUGGCCGCCGGCCCAUCUACCUGGUGUCGUGGACCAUGUAUCUCAUCUGGCUGAUCCCCUCGGCCGUGGCCAAGAACAUUGCCACCAUGGUUGUCGUCCGCUUCUUCGACGGCCUGGCGGGCAGCGCCUUUCUGACUGUGUCUGGCGGCACCGUGGGCGACUUGUUUGCGAGACACGAGUUGCAGCUGCCCAUGGCGGUGUUUAGCAUUGCCCCCUUUGUCGGGCCCAGCCUUGGACCUCUGUUGGGAGGCUUCAUCAACUACUUUACGCAUUGGAGGUGGACCUACUAUGUCCUGCUCAUCUGGGCUGGCGCCAUGUGGGUUGCCAUCGUUGUCCUGGUGCCGGAGACUUACCAUCCGAUAUUGCUCAGAAACAAGGCUCGCAAGAUGCGAAAGGACACCAGCGACGAGCGGUGGUUGGCCCCCUCGGAAAAGACGCAAAAGACGGUGGUCCAGGCCAUGGGCACCUCCUUGCAGCGGCCCUUUCAGCUGCUCAUCUUCGAGCCCAUGUGCCUCAGCCUGUGCAUCUUCACCGCCAUUCUGCUGGGCAUCCUCUACCUCUUCUUCGGCGCGUUCCCGCUCGUCUUCGCGACGAACCACGGCUUCAACCUGUGGCAGAUUGGCCUGACUUUCGUGGGCAUCGGCGUGGGAAUGGUGCUCGGCAUGCUGACGGACCCGGUGUGGUUCCGCAUCCGCGCCAGGCUCAUGGCCAAGCUGGAGCAGGAGACUGGCGUUCCCGGGGGCAGCGAGCCCGAGUUUCGGCUACCGUCAGCCAUCGUGGGGUCCGUCCUGGUGCCCAUUGGCAUCUUCAUGUUUGGGUGGACGACGUACUCGUCUGUGCCCUGGAUCGUGCCCAUCAUUGGAUCGGCCAUCUUUGGAUUGGGCAACCUCCUUGUAUUCACCAGCGUCUUUACGUUUUUGGUCGACGCCUAUCCCAUGUAUGCCGCCAGUGCCCUCGCCGCCAACGCAUUUGUGCGCUGUUCAUUCGCAGCUGUGUUCCCCCUGUUUGGUACACAAAUGUAUAACAAGCUUGGAUUCCAGUGGGCGUCGUCGCUAUUGGCGUUCCUAACCGUGGCCAUGAUGCCGUUCCCCUACCUCUUUUUUAAAUACGGCAAGAAGAUUAGGAGCAAGAGCAGAUUUGCCAAGAAUUAG